This is a messenger RNA of Miscanthus lutarioriparius, 243 nucleotides long. NCBI's taxonomy places the organism in Eukaryota, Viridiplantae, Streptophyta, Magnoliopsida, Poales, Poaceae. The record is from the annotation of a GenBank genome assembly.
AUGAAGACCGAGGAACAUAAGAUGAAGAAAGAAAGGUGGGAGAAGGAUAUGAUGCUUGAGCAUCGCAGGAUUGAGAUGGAGGAGCAGCGGCUGCAGUGGGAGCAGGAACAGGAAAUUAUGUUUUGUGAUGUGACCACCAUGGACGAUGAUCAAAGGGCAUAUGUGUUGGCCAAGAGAGCGAAGAUUGCGAAGGCGAUGAGUGCUAGUGUAGGCGAGACUGCUAGUGGUGAGAGUGGAGUGUAG